Messenger RNA from Hydractinia symbiolongicarpus, 1810 nucleotides. RefSeq names its product basic proline-rich protein-like. Bases 107 to 1696 code for a protein of 529 amino acids. The transcript has 4 exons. Lineage: Eukaryota; Metazoa; Cnidaria; Hydrozoa; Anthoathecata; Hydractiniidae. The record is from RefSeq and is a predicted model, not a curated record.
AAAAGGUAUUACCUAAUCAGUGAUCUUUCCAUGGUCACUGGGCAAGCAGUAGUGCAAAUUUAAAGAUUUAACUCCCACUGAGGAUACGAGCACUAAAGCUAGAGAGAUGAACAUUCGUGGUUUAUUGGUGUUAGCCCUUGUGGCGUGCAUCGCAGUUACUUUAAUCGAUGCCAAAUCUCUUGGCAAACACAAGAAACAUGGCAAAAAACACCAUGUGAAACACGCGAAAAAAGCGGACACUCCUGAUGAUGCCGCCGCUCCUGGUGGAGCAGGUGACGCUCCCGCUCCUGCUGAUGCUCCUGCUCCCGCUGAUACUCCUGCUGACGCCAACACUGACGACGCAGCUGGCGGUGACGAUAAUGCAGGAGAUGCACCAGCCCCAUCACCCAGUUCUGACGAUGCUGGUGAGGAUGAUGCUGCUCCAAAUGCUGCUCCUCAACCCAACAACGAUGCUAACGGCAAUGGUGUUGAUGAUCAAUUAGAACAACAACAAAAUAACGACGCCAACGGCGAUGGAAUUGAUGACAGACUUCAACAACAACAGCAAGCACCUCCAGCUCCAGGACCAGAAGAAGAGGAAGGAAGCGCCAGCGGCGCACCACCAGUUGACGUUGAACUCCCAAAACCAUUACCACGUUUGUGUCCAGGAGAUUGUGACCAAAAAUGUGCUCCUGCCUGCCAUGAUUUUUGUUGUAGUGGCCAUCCCGAUAUGGCAAGAUAUCAGGAACAACAACAGAUGCCAACUACACCUUGCAACCCAGCAUGUGCCCCAUCCUAUACCCCUUCCUGCUGUGGAAGACCGAAUGGUGGACCAAUGGCUCCCCCUGUAUCUGCCGCUCCCUCCUGUGCCCAGCCACCUUGCCCUCAACCUGCCCCUCAAGUAGCAUCUCCAUGUGCGCAACCACCUUGCCCACAACCUGCACAGUCAAUGGCAUCUCCCUGCGCUCAACCUCCCUGCUCCCCGCCUGCACCACCAGUUCCUUCUUGUGCUCAACCACCAUGUAGUCAGCAAGUAGCACCGCCUCCACUCCCGCCCAUGUGUACUCCUCAACCAGCUUGCACACCUCCUCCAGCUCCCGCAACAUGUGCCAGUGGGCUAGUAAGGUGUGUACCAGCGCAACCAAUAACCCCACCUGGAUGUCAACCACAACCAGGUUGUACACCACCACCCCCUCCCGUUCAGUGUUUACCGCCAGGUAGUUGUUUGCCUGAGGAUCUUCCAGAGCCCACUGAAAAACCCAAGCCUAUUGACGUAGAAGUAAUACAAUGUCAACCACCCUCUCAAUGUAAUACUCAACCACAACCAUGCACAGGCUCUUCUUGCAUGCCCCAACAGCAACCAUGCACAGGCUCUUCUUGCAUGCCCCAACAGCAACCAUGCACAGGCUCUUCUUGUAUGCCUCAACAACAACCAUGCCAAGGUUCAAUGUGUGCCCAACAGGCUCCGCAAGUUCAAGGGUGCACAGGAAGUACAUGUGCUCAACAAGUAACACAACAAACUCCUCCAUGCACUGGCUCUAAGUGUGCUUCAUCUUCUCCGUGUCCGGCAGGUGCACAAUGUCCGUCCCAAUCUUCUCAAAAACCCGCAUGUCCAGCUAGUUGCAAGCGUGUUUGCAGUUCUAAGUGCAGCAAACAUUGCUGUUCAAAAAAGGCCAAAGUUAAAACUCACAAAAAAAGCAAAAAAGAAAAACAUUAAUUUCUUACCAUUUCUACGUGUAUAGUUUAGUUAGUUUAAGCUUUUAUAACCAUAACCGUUUUAGGUGCAAUGCCACCACCACCACCACCAAAACCACAAACACCGCCACCAAAA